Drosophila suzukii is the source of this 582-nucleotide messenger RNA. The record is from RefSeq and is a predicted model, not a curated record. Lineage: Eukaryota; Metazoa; Arthropoda; Insecta; Diptera; Drosophilidae.
AUGUUAGUCGCUUUGAUUGGUCUCACGCUGCUGCUCCAAGUGAACUCGAUUGCAGGACAGGGCUAUCAAGUAUUUGGAUCCGGCGAUGUACAGGUUAUCUAUCCAUCCUCCGGUCAGGUUCAGGUGUUAGGUGGCAGACCUUUUCGUCGCGGAUUGUGGGAUAUUGUGAGGAAUCUCACGAUCACUGCAAAUGCAACAAGUCAGGAUGACCAACUUGUCAGUCUAUUGGGCAACGGAAAUAUAGCACUCUCAGCUAACCAGAAUGCCGGGAACGGAAAUGGUCCUCUUCGGAAUCUUUUGAGAACCCUGUUUGGCCGCCAGCCAAAUGUACAAUAUGUGAACCUGAGUGGCAGAGCCUUCAAUAGUCGCCCCCAGGAGCCACAGUACUGGAAUGGCUUUCAGCCCUAUGUCAGCCCAGUGCUUUUGCCUCGCGCACGAGUUAAGGUUAUGCGACAAGGUGUCCCACGCCGGAUUUUGGUACGGAACCUCAAGACCAGCCAAUCCCAAAUGACCAAUGUGGUAACUUACAGAAUUCCCGUUUUAGAGAACGACUGGCAGUACGAAACCACAUAUACGGAAUAA